Molecule: messenger RNA, 1482 nt
Organism: Erigeron canadensis
Lineage: Eukaryota; Viridiplantae; Streptophyta; Magnoliopsida; Asterales; Asteraceae
Product: protein NRT1/ PTR FAMILY 5.4-like
Exons: 3
Coding region: 1-1392 (463 amino acids)
Biological process (GO): transmembrane transport
Cellular component (GO): membrane
Molecular function (GO): transmembrane transporter activity
Source: RefSeq, a predicted model, not a curated record
AUGUAUAAUUACAGUAUUACACCUCAUGGACUAGUAUUGCUAGUCAUAUCAGAGGUAACGAUCCCAUUGAAACAUCGCACUCUACCAUUCUUUCUAGCACUUUAUAUAAUCAACAUUGGCGAAGGUGGUCAUCGUCCCUGCAUUCAGACCUUUGCCGCUGACCAAUUUGGCGACCAUCUCCCUUCUGAGAAAGCCACAAAGAGAUCAUUUUUCAACUGGUGGUAUUUGGGUAUUGUACUUGCAGGUACUACUGCCACAUUGAUUGUCCCGUAUGUUCAAGGCAAGUAUGGGUGGGGUUGGGGAUAUGGGAUAUCUGGGGUGGUCGUGGCUGUGGCACUCGUAGUGUUUUUAGCUGGGAAAAGUACAUAUCGCCAAGAGGCUCCAGUUGGAAGCUCAGUUACAAAGGUGGCACAAGUGGUGGUCGCAGCCUUUAAGAAACAGCGUUUGUCACAUGAAAAUCGUUUUCAACUGUGUCUUAUUGAGGCAGGGGAAAGUAGCCAAGCUAUGACUAGAAAUUUGGCUCAUACUAACCAGUUCAGAUUUUUGGACAAGGCAGCAUUCAUAGACGAAAUUGACAUGUCAUUGGACAAAAAGGACAGCUGGAGGCUCUCCACCGUGAACCAAGUCAAACCGGUGAAGAUCCUUUUCCGCCUAAUUCCCAUAUGGUUAUCUUGCUUGAUGUUCACUGUGGUCAUAGCCCAGAUCCACACUCUAUAUACAAAACAAGCCAGCACCUUAAAUCGUACCAUCUGGUCCAAUAACCACGAACUCCAACCAGCAUCUUUUCAAGUCAUCACAGGCCUAACCAUCCUAGCUGCUGUUCCAAUCUACGAACGCCUCCUCAUCCCAACCGCUAAACACCUGACAGGCAACCCCUUCGGAAUCACAAUGCUUCAACGCAUAGGAUGCGGGAUUUUCUUCUCCAUAUUGACCAUGAUGAUAUCAGCGCUAGUCGAAUCCAAAAGAGUCAGAAUAGCAACACAACAUGGACUAAUAGACCGUCCAAAAACAACUCUUCCAAUGAGUGUAUGGUGGCUGGUGCCACAGUACGUCCUGAUGGGGAUCUCGGACGUGUUCACCAUUGUCGGAUUGCAGGAGUUGUUUUAUGAUCAGGUCCCGGAGGAGAUGAGGAGUAUGGGAGCUGCAGCUUAUUUGAGUAUUGUGGGUGUAGGGAAUUUUAUCAGUAGUGCAUUGAUAUCUUUGGUACAAGUGAUUACUGCAAAACAUGGUGAUGAAUGGUUGAAAGGGGAUAAUUUGAAUAAGGCACAUCUUGAUUAUUUUUAUUGGCUUUUGGCAUGUUUGAGUGGGUUGAGUUUGGUUUUCUAUGUCCCUUUGGCUAAAGGUUUCAUUUACAAGAAGCUUCAAAGUGAUGGGGAAGUUAUGAUAAUUUGAGGUGUUUGGCACUAUAUAGAUAAAUCUACAUGUAAAUAAUGCUGGAUCUACAUGUUAAAAUUUCACUUUUAUAUAAGAAAUUUCAUAGGA